CGGGCACUACAUAUUCUGGUCAACUUAUUACAAAGAGUUGAAUACCCAAUGCUAUCUUCCUUGAACAACGACGACAAUGUUAAUGUACGUUCUCUUUAUCCCACCGAGCAAAAAAUGCAAUUAAUGGUUGCUUCGAGGUCGAGAGGUCAGCUCUCCGGCGGCAGCUGGAGCCCCGGCCCGGCCGUGAUCUCAAGUGCUCCAUUGAUCGAAAAUGGAUGCCGAUGCCGAUGCCGAUGGGGAAGGAGUCGGAUGGAGAUGGACCUCCCAUGCAGAAAAGUCAGCUUGCUUUGAGAGUAUCGAUCGGUUUUGGAGGCGUCAGCAUGUUGGUUGUGCAACGGGCCUGCCGGCCCGAUUCUGGAGAAUUGCCAAUACGAUCAAGAAAGCUGGCCUCGGUUAUGAAUGCCAAGGAGAUGGAGCUAUCGCUUAUAAUAGAUGAUCGAGUGAAAGGAAUGGUGCUAAAUGUAGCAUCCAUUUAUGUAGGCCAACGCAUCGGCAGGAUAAUUGCUAAUGUGGAAGAGAGACAAAAGAAGCAAGACAUGAGCCUAAACAAGAGAUAA
Brachypodium distachyon (stiff brome) is the source of this 557-nucleotide messenger RNA. RefSeq lists its product as uncharacterized. The record is from RefSeq and is a predicted model, not a curated record. Bases 216 to 557 code for a protein of 113 amino acids. NCBI's taxonomy places the organism in Eukaryota, Viridiplantae, Streptophyta, Magnoliopsida, Poales, Poaceae. The transcript has 4 exons.